Messenger RNA from Colletotrichum truncatum, 1596 nucleotides. RefSeq names its product ThiF family protein. Gene Ontology annotation, cellular component: cytoplasm. Gene Ontology annotation, molecular function: NEDD8 activating enzyme activity. Gene Ontology annotation, biological process: protein neddylation. Lineage: Eukaryota; Fungi; Ascomycota; Sordariomycetes; Glomerellales; Glomerellaceae. The record is from RefSeq and is a predicted model, not a curated record.
AUGGCCAAUAUCAUCGCCGCUCAAGCUCCUCCAUCGCUCUCCGUUCCCUCAGAGAAGGAGAAAAAAUACGAUCGUCAGCUAAGGCUGUGGGCUGCCAGUGGCCAGGCCGCCUUGGAGUCUGCCAAUGUUCUUCUUCUAAACUCAGGUUCGGGAACAGUCGGCGUUGAGACUCUCAAAAAUCUCGUUCUUCCAGGUAUCGGCAAGUUCACCAUUGCCGAUGACGCCGUCGUUACUGAGGCAGACCUCGGUGUUAACUUCUUCCUUGACGAGACAUCACUGGGCAAAUCCCGUGCUGAAAGCUGCACCGAACUGCUCCUUGAACUCAAUCCGGAAGUUCACGGCGAUUGGCACCCCCGAAACUCUGAGACUUUGGACCUUCAACAUGUCUUGGCAAACAAGGACCUCUUUACGAUUAUCUUGUAUACCCUGCCCAUAAAGCCUGAACAUCUCAAAGCUCUUGAGUCCUACAGUCGAGAACACAAGACCCCUCUAGUCGCUAUUCACUCGAUCGGCUUCUAUUCUUACUUCAGUAUUCGGCUCCCAGGAGUCUAUCCAAUUGUUGACACUCACCCAGAUGUAACUGCGACAGUAGAUCUCAGGCUCUUGGCACCUUGGGAAGAGUUGGAAGCCUUCGCUGAUGAAAUGACCAACGACAUUGACAAUCUCGACAACCACGAACACGGACAUUUGCCGUACGUCGUUAUUCUUUUGCAUUACCUUAAAGUGUGGAGGAAUUCACAUAACGGUGCUCCGCCCAGCACAUACUCAGAGAAGGUGGCUUUCCGUAAGAUGGUGGCCGACGCCACCAGAACUAACAAUCCCGAGGGUGGCGAGGAAAAUUUUGAGGAAGCUGUUGCCGCCGUCCUGAAAACCAUUUCACCACCGGCACUCCCGGCUGCCGUCAAGCAGGUCUUUGAUUACAAGCACACCGACGAGUCCGAGGCCAAUUCGAGUUUCUGGAUCAUCGCAGCCGCAGUGCGAGACUUUUACGAAAAGCAUCAGUGCUUACCAGUACCGGGCGGGCUGCCGGAUAUGAAGUCACAGUCUAACAUCUACAUCAAGCUCCAAAACAUUUACAAGGCCAAGGCCCGUCAAGAUUCCGCCGAAGUGCUUGACUUUGUGCGUCAAAAGCCCGGUGGCGGGAGCGUCGAGCCGGCUGAAGUAGACAUGUUCUGCAAGAAUGCAGCCUUUAUCAAGCUGGUGAUCCCUGCAAAUGGCGAUGUUGAUCAACUACGAAGCGUAGCUGAACAGGAAUUCGCCAAUGACGAGCUGGCUAAGGAUGGUGCGAUGCCACUCUCGCUCCUGCCAAUAUAUCUCGCCCUCCAUGCCACAUCUUACACGGCAACGGCGACCCCGGAUGAUAUUAUAUCAUCCAUUCAGAAGCUUCUUCCGGGCGUCAGUGAGAAUGAGAGAAUCGUCCAGGCCGCCCAAGAAGUAUCCCGGGCUGGCGGCGGAGAGCUCCACAACAUUUCCACCGUAGCGGGUGGCAUGGUGGCUCAGGAGACGAUCAAGAUAAUCACGAAUCAAUACGUACCCAUCGAGAACACGUGCAUAUUCGACGGCAUUGGGAGCCGAUGUCAGGUCCUUCGCUUAUAA